Cadophora gregata is the source of this 384-nucleotide messenger RNA. RefSeq lists its product as uncharacterized. Lineage: Eukaryota; Fungi; Ascomycota; Leotiomycetes; Helotiales; Ploettnerulaceae. Bases 1 to 384 code for a protein of 127 amino acids. The record is from RefSeq and is a predicted model, not a curated record. The transcript has a single exon.
AUGACCGCAAUCAUCUACAAGAACGCUUGGGCAACAGACAACAGACUCGACACCCGCAUGGGCAUAAAUCUACAAUCGCUCGAGCAAUCCGAACGCCUCUUAACUGAAUUCAUCGACCUCAACAGGAGCUAUCAGAGACUCACGACCCAAAACUAUGAAAAAUACAGCGACCUAGCAAAAUCAUGCUCCGACCAUGCUCUGAAUAACGACAAAUUGAUUGAGAACUAUGGGGAGAUGGUAGCUACGUGCAUGCAGCUUGCGGGAGCAUACAGACGGAUUUCAGAGAACAACGAGAAGAUGCUGCAGGGUUAUAAGCAACUUUACAAAGAGUACGGGUUCAUGGCGAUGAAUUUGGGGUAUGCUUUGGGAAGCCGUGCUGAAUAG